AUGGUGUGUUGGAGUAUCCGGGCGGAGGAUCCCAUUGAUGCAGUAGUCGAUAUCGAGGAGGCCUUGCCUGAUAAGCUCUGUCUCCAGGCUGCGACUGGUGGGAAUUUGUACGAAACUGAACAGGGGGAGUGGGUGGUAGUCGGGGAGGCGCUGUAUAAGGACCUCGUUAUGAGGGCACGGUCGUCUGCUGAAGCUCAGCAUGAUAGAGUGGUACAGCAGCUACAUGCGGAGCUCACUGGUCAUGGGAAAAAUGAUAAUGAAGUCGGCGGAGCGAAGCAACGAGUCGGAGGAUCUCAUGGGAAACAAGUUGGAGUGGCCGCGCAGAGUGGCGGCCAACACUACCCGAUACUGUUCAUCAUAGUAGCCGUCGGUAUGGGUAUUUUCCUUUGCUGGGUGUGUGCCAAUUUCGUGAAGGUUCUUCCACCAACUGUUGCUGUCUUCAAACUGGGCAUGUUACUAGCGGUCCUUCUCCACAAUGUUCCGUUGUAUGAGUGGGGCAUAUUGGGCGACAGUAUUCAGACGUGGCUUCUUGUCGAUCCGCAGCUCCUAUGCUUCGUCUUCAUCCCAAUGCUCAUGUUCGGUGACGUACUCGCCCUGGAUGCGAAUCUGGUCCGAGGAAGUCUCCUUCACCUUCCUGUCCUCUCUCCCGACACGGUGAAGGCUCUCGUACCGGUCGUCUCGAGAUGGGCGGUUCAGCAGGUUCCUACCAUCGACUCGAGAUUGGCCUGUGGCUCUGAGUGUCUGCUUUGGAGCGGUGGUGUCGGGGACGGAGCCGACGGCUGCGAUUUGGAUAUUGAGAGCGUUGGGGUCUACGCAGCGAUUGAAAACGUUGAUGGAAACGGAGAGUUUGUUGGGCGAUGGAAUGCUCAUCGUCCUCUAUUCCGUGGCGAAGACCGAGCUGGACGACCAGAUUUCGCCCUAUGGAGCGCGUACGUGGAAUGGGUUCUGAUCGCGCACGCUCUGUUCGGGCAGUACGAUCUUACAUUGCAGACAUGUAUAUCUCUGGUUACUGCAUAUGCAUCCUUCUUUAUUGCGGAGGUCUACUUCGGGAUGUCGGGAGUCAUCACGACGUUCACGGCUGGGAUGAUGCUUUCUUGGAGGUUGUUCAUCUUGUACCUUGCAACGAGUGCCAGUCGAGCGAUCAUGGUCUUCACCCUCUCUCCUCUCAUCAACAGUGUUGGCGAGGAGUAUUCUUGGAAAGAACUCACUCUAACUGCGUGGAGUGGAGGCCUCAGAGGGGGAGUUUCCAUGGCCCUGGCCGUAUCUUUAUCGAGGUCUUCGUUCCUCGACGAUGCCCAGGCUACUCAAGUAUUCUUCUACUAUGGAGUCAUCAAGAUGGAAGCUGUCCGGGCUCAGCUGAGGAAAGCGAUAAACCGCCACGGUUCCACAGGCCCAACAUUCCGGAGGUCACUGGCGGCCCUGGACGGCGAUGACAUACCGGGCUCGACUGAGACUCCGAGCUCUGAGCUUUUGAGUAUACAAAGAGAAACUUAUCUUAACGUGCUUGCGAGUUUCUAUACGCGAGCGUUGAAGGUGGAAAUCGUCCCUGGCCAGCCGGAGAUAGCAGGCUUGUUGCUAAGGACUGUAGAAGAUGCCAAAAUGAAGGUUCUGAUGGGGCUUGGUGACUGGAAGAUCGUUCAGAGUCUAUUGAGAGACCAUGGAGACGAUAAGCAGAGUUGUAUGAGGAAUGCUAUGAUUCUGCAUCUCUUCGUGGAGGGUAGUCGGAAAACUAUCGAAGCCGUGACGGAGCUAUUGUUCCCUGAUCCUACUGAGGGAUACGAUGAGCAAGGGGAAGAGGAUAACAAGAAAGGUGGUCAGCUGGACAAGGUCUUCAACAACUUGAAGCCCGUAUGGUACAACGUGCGUUCGGAAGUAGAUGUCCACCUUCGAGAAGCUGAGGCCUUGCUCGACCGGAUGCCUGCGAGAAUUGUUCAUCUAUCGCAAAGGUACCAGAAAGUAGGAACAGUUGUUCAGCAGUUGCAAGCUGAGCUCUCUGAUGUGAUCGAAUCGGGCUUAUUAGAACACACAGAGGCCCAGUCGGUGUUGGAGCACAUUGAUGCGGAUGUACAUCGCCUUCACAAUAGCCAAGAGUUGCUAUUGAGAAAAGAAGACAUCAUCAUAGCUGGUGAAGAAUGA
Molecule: messenger RNA, 2136 nt
Organism: Perkinsus marinus ATCC 50983
Lineage: Eukaryota; Perkinsozoa; Perkinsida; Perkinsidae
Exons: 22
Coding region: 1-2136 (711 amino acids)
Biological process (GO): proton transmembrane transport
Cellular component (GO): membrane
Molecular function (GO): sodium:proton antiporter activity
Source: RefSeq, a predicted model, not a curated record